Raphanus sativus (radish) is the source of this 1131-nucleotide messenger RNA. Its product is annotated as probable esterase KAI2. NCBI's taxonomy places the organism in Eukaryota, Viridiplantae, Streptophyta, Magnoliopsida, Brassicales, Brassicaceae. The transcript is spliced from 2 exons. Bases 63 to 884 code for a protein of 273 amino acids. The record is from RefSeq and is a predicted model, not a curated record.
UUAUAUAUACGCACAAAAAAUAUCAAACUUCUUGUCUCAUCUCUAAAAUCACUAGUUAAAGUAUGGUCGUUAACCAGAAGAUAUCCGGUCUCGCAGCCGUUAUGAACGCCAAGAUCAUCGGUUCUGGUGAGAGGUCAAUGGUCUUGGCACACGGAUAUGGAGGCGACCAGUCGGUUUGGGAUAAGAUAAUUCCGGUCUUGUCCCAAUCUUUUAAAGUUUUGGUCUUUGACUGGCCUUUUUCUGGAGCCAUCGAAGACCAAACUCUUUAUGACUCAUCGAAGUAUAACUCCUUUGAUGCCUUCUCUGACGAUCUUAUUGCUCUUAUGGAGGAGUUGAAGUUUGGUCCCGUUGCGUUCAUAGGCCAUUCCAUGUCUGGUAUGAUCGGUUCUGCUGCUUCUAUAAAGAGACCCGACUUGUUUACAAAUCUUGUUCUUAUUGCUGCUUCUCCAAGGUACAUUAACAGCGAGGAUUACAAAGGAGGGUUUGAGCCAGAAGACAUUGACGCGAUCAUCUCCAACAUUGCCUCCAACUACGAGGCUUGGGUAGUUGCUUUCGCCCCCACAGUGGUCGACUCAAGAGACUCUCUCUCAGUCCAAUGGUUGGAGAAGUGUCUUAAGAAGAUGAAACCCAAGACGGCUCUUGCCUUAGGUAAGAUAGUGUUUGGCAGCGACGAGAGAGAGCUUUUGGGCAAAGUGUCAGUUCCUUGCCACAUCAUACAGUCUGGAAACGACGUCGUUGUUCCUGUCUCCGUAGCUUACUUCAUGCAAGAGAAUAUCAAAGGGAAUUCCACGGUAGAGAUCAUUGAGAACUCGAUUGGGCAUUUCCCACAAAUGACGUCACAUCUGGAGCUUCUACGAGUCAUGAGACGCCUCCUCGAGUUUUGAGGCUUGAAUAUAAUAAACAGCUUUACAUGCGUCGAUAUUUUUCUCGUCUACAAUAUUCUGCUAAGAUAAUGAAGUGGGUCAUAAGUAUCAUAUAUAUAUAUUUUUGUAAUGUGAAUGUGUAUUUAAUUGGCAGCACAGAGUAAUUUAGUUUACAUUUUAGUUGAAUAAAAAGAUGGAUCAGAUAGUGGAAGUGGUAAAGUAAAUUGCGACAUUUCUUCGUUGGUUUAAACUGAAUCUGUUCUUUUUA